Hyposmocoma kahamanoa is the source of this 7949-nucleotide messenger RNA. Its product is annotated as thyroid receptor-interacting protein 11. The record is from RefSeq and is a predicted model, not a curated record. Lineage: Eukaryota; Metazoa; Arthropoda; Insecta; Lepidoptera; Cosmopterigidae. The coding region runs from base 575 to 7795 and encodes 2406 amino acids. The transcript is spliced from 41 exons.
CGCGCCGGGUGUUGGCUCGGUGCCCGCUCCGCUGCCAGUCCCCGGAGCGCCGGCCCCAUCGCCGCCUGCGCCGCCCGCCCAACGCGCCCUCUCCAGCGCUUCAGCAUCCGCAUACCACUAGUGCUCCACGUCGCUCGCUACGCACACCAGGGCGCGCCCACUCAGAUUAUCCUCUCCAAAACCGGAACACAAAAACAAUCUACAUCACUUAGCAGUGUUUGUGUUUGCGGUAGAAAGUUGGAGAAAUAGUAGCGAAUCCGUAGCUGCCGAUUUAGGUCGCCCGGUUCGGUGCUAGCAGCGGGAUAUUUUUAUUGCCACCGUUGAGUGCAGACGGACGUGCGCCCAUGCACGUUGCUGGUCGAAUAAUUUAUUAUUUAUAGCAUAGAAUUGUAUAAAGCUCAUUCCAUAAACAUUCGUAGCUUAUCCUAGACUACGUUUACGUCGGAAUCUUGGACGACUGGCAUUAGUAAUAAGAGAAGGAAUGUGAUAAGUGAUCGAUUGGAGUAAGUGGCAUUUAGGUGAAAUCUAUGACAUUUGUGAAGUGCAUUUGAUACGUUUGUGAAGUGUAGUGAGGAUGCACCACCUAUACCCGAAGGUGAAGGGCGACCCCAUGUGCCCACUGGGGUUCCACCCGCAGGUGCGGUGGCCAACACGGUGCAAGCGCUGCUUCCGCGACUACAAAGAGCAUGGUGGUGGUAACGGCGCACGCAAGAGCCAAGACGACUUCACGGCAUCCACACCCAGCCUCUCCAGUUGGAACUCGCCAUCGUCACGGAGUCGUGAUGAAGAAAAUGGUGCAGACGUGGGGAAGACGGGCCGCAGUUGGGCAUCCAGCACGAACCUCAGUACAGUCGAACAGCCAAAAAAGGACAACUUCUCCACAGGGUUCAGUAGAACCAGCGCAUCGUGGACGUCGACGCCUGACCUGGGGGCUAACGACACCGAAUCGACCGCCGUCACCGUCAGCCUCAAGCUGCCCAAACGGCGAGCUACGGGACCACUACCGACCUUAGACACGGGACAAAAUCGUAAAGAUAUAGUCGACACGGUGACAAUACGUCGACCGUCGCCAUCGCCACCACCUCAAACCGUGCACCUCACCAUCAACAAGAAUGAUUCUCUCGCAGAACGCGUACGAAAGAUGCAAUUAAUAAAAGCUCAAAAUAGUUUUGAAAAAGAAUCCAGUUUAGAGAAAGAAAGAGAAAGACGAAGCGUGUCCAGGAGUAAAGAAGAAGAAAAACCAUCAAGACCGCAACCCAAGGAACAGAAAUCUUCUGCUAAAGAUGAUGUAAAUUUUAUGAUACAAGUAAAGAGUUCACGACACACAACAGCCACGGCUAAACCUCCAAAAAAAGGUGGCCCAUCAAAAGAAAAGGAAGAUGUGUCAGACGACGAGGCAAGUAUUGCUGGAACAAUCACAACAGAAACCACUUUAGUCGACGCUAACAUCAAGGAUUAUCAGGACCAAAUAGAAAGUCUGAAACAAGAAGUUGAUACGCUAAGAAAACGGUGUGAAAGGGUAGAAAAAGAGAAAAGUGACAUUCUUCUUCGAAGGUUAGCAAACAUUGAUACAGCUAAUAAAUAUACCACGGGAAGAUCCUCAGAAGUGUUAAAACUACAGCAAAAGGUCAAUGAACUUAAUGCGCAAAACGAAGAUUUGAAAGACGAGAAAAAACAUCUGUCAUUGAAAAUCAAGGAGAUAGAAUGUGAACUUGAGUCCCGGUCAGCAGUGGAAGCACAAACCCGCCAGAUUGAACAACUCAGGGCAAAGUUAAUAGCUGCAGAGACAUUGUGCGAGGAACUAAUGGACGAAAAUGAAGACAUGAAGAAGGAGCUUCGAGAUCUCGAAGAAGAAAUCGAGGAAAUGCAGGACAACUUUAGAGAGGAUCAAGCAGACGAAUACUCGUCGCUGAGAAGAGAACUGGAGCAAACUAUCAAGAAUUGUAGAGUUUUAUCAUUUAAAUUGAAAAAAACUGAAAGGAGGGCUGAUCAAUUAGAGCAGGAAAAAGCUGAACAAGAAAAAAAAUUGUUAGAGUUAGUCGGUGGCCAAGAAGGUUUACAGAGGGAGAAUCGUAUCAAGGAACUGGAACAAGAAGUAGCACGGUCCAACGAGGUGGCGCUGCGGUUACAACGAGAACUAGCUGAUGCUAACACGAAGUUAGUUUCUGCAUCUGGAGCACCACCUGCUAACCUCAAGAAGCAAACAAGCCUCACGGAAGGUAAAGUAUCACGUUCUUCGCUCACACGUGGAGGCAGCCAAGAAGAUCCGGCGCAGUUAUUGCGUGACCUCCAAGAUUCUUUGGAACGAGAAGCAGACCUUCGGGAACAACUACGUAAUGCUGAAGAAGAGGCUAGUCGAUAUCGACAACGCUUCGGUGGACGAAGAAUACCAGUACCGCCAAAAGGUUUUAAGUCAUCCCACCCCAAUCUAAUACCUCCACAGAACUCUACUAUUGUAGAUAUCGAGGCGGUUCGCAUGCAAAACGCUAAUAAGCGUUUAAUUGAAAUGCAACUCGCAUUAGAAAAGGGCUUAUCAUCUCUAGAUGUAAACCAAAUAACCAUUGGAAUAAAUGAAGCCAGUCAGUCUCCUCAAGAUUUCAUACAAAACUUCUCUCAGGGCUGUCAAACUGAUAUGUUGAUGAUUCAUGACGUAUCUACGGAAACCAGAAAAAUAACACUAGAUUUUAGUGAACAGUGCAACGACGAUACAUUAGAAAGGUAUACGCAAACUGAGACUCCUUUUACGAAAUCGAAAAACGUGCAAACAGAUUUCAUAAAAAGCAAUGGUUUUACUCAAACAAAUAAAUUGAAAUCAAGACACGCUUUCGUCCAAACAACAGGCAAACUGUACAGUGACAAGAGUGAGCAAAUCGCAAAGAUCGAAUUAGAUAAAGUCGACUCUUUCACGGAGACUGAAAUAACAACUGUAUACAGUCAAGGAACUUUAACGGAAAAUAUGCAAGUUCAUGAUACAAUAGACCUAGAUGAUAUUCGUAGAGACAUAAAUACUGAACUAAAUUACAACGAUGAAAGUAAUUUAGUAUCUAUCGUCCCAAACCCACAGACAAAAGAAAAGUCAGAAAGUCCACCUCUUUCUCCAGAUAAAAGUACAGCAGGCCCCUCAUCUUACUUUUCGUUCCCCUUCGUUUCACUAUUCAGACCAUCAUUGGUCGUAAAAUUACCAACAAUAGGUCGCAAGUUGUCACCUACACCACCAACCAACAGACUAGCUAUUGAGGCGCCCAAUGAGAAAGAUGAAGGCAUAUCUGACGAAGAAGAUCCUGCAGAACUACGGAUCUUACUUGAACUUAAUGAACAGGAAGCUGCGGUAUUACGACGAAAGGCAGAAGAACUGGAACAAGAUAGAGACUCACUGAAGAAACAAGUAAAAGAAUUGUCUGAAAAGAUUGCCAACUCUGCUACUAAAACUAACACAACUACAACACUUGGGCUCCGUAGGAACUCUGCUAAAACAAAUAAUUUAGCUGAAGAGAAAGUGAAGGUGUUAGAAGAUGAAAUAGCUGAACUUCGGAAGAAGCUCAUCGAGAAGGAACGAGACUGUGAACGCUUGCAUGCUGAACUUAGUCUAGCACAAAAGAAGCCCAAAGCUUCCUUAAUUAAGAGCAAAUCCUUAGACGGCGACCAGCAAAACGUGGAUUUGAAACGUCAACUUCAAGUAAUUGAACAAGAAGCCACAGUUCUUAGAGCCAAAACUCAGAGUUUAGAAGCUGACAAUGAAAAACUACAAGCUGAAAACAAAAGGCUGCUUCUACUAAAGAAUACAAAAACGUUAAAAUCUGACAAAUCUUUAGAACAAACCGGGACUAAAAUAACACAACUCGAAACAGAACUAAAGGAAGCUUUACUUAAAAUCAAGGAGUUAGAAAAUAGUAAAGAAAAGGAAGAAAAGACUGAAAAGAAAGUAAGAUUCGGCGACGUUCCCAAGGAAUCAGAUUCAUUGAAAGCCAAAACAGAUGAACUCAAUAAAUUGAAACUACAAUUUGUAAAGUUGGAGAAGGAAAACGCCAAAUUGCAAAGUACAUUAAAAGAACUGAAGGAAGAGGCUAUUAAAUAUUUCAAACCUCGUUCACCCAAGAAGCCAACUGACAUCACAACAAAAUUACAAAUGAAAAAGAUGGUUGAUGAACUUGAAAAUGAAAUAGGGGAAAUGUACGUCGUUAUGAAAAAUGCUGGUCUGUCCACAAAAGACCUUAAUUUCAAAGUGCAAUUAGAAAAGGACAUCGAAGAAGCAAAAUCCAAAUUACAAAGAAAUGAAUCAGAAUUCACAAAUGAAAAAAAUCGAUUACAAACUGACAUGGGCAAAUUAAAAGAUCUCAACACGAAGCUGGAAAAUGAGAAUAAAACUCUUGGUGACAAGUGUAAAAAGUUAGAAACCGAGAACAAUAAUCUAGUGAAUGAAAACAAAUCUAUAAAAGAAGAUAAGAAAAGCCUCGAGUCACAAAUCAGUAAACUUAAUGCGGAACUUAGUAAAAAUUCGUCUUCCCAGCAAGCAACUGCCUCUGAUCUUAAGAAGAAGAUAGAAGAUCUAAAAAAAGAAAUGGAAGCCAAAGAUAAAGAAGUAGAGAAACUAAAGAAACAAGUAGAAAAUGUGAACAAAUUAGAACAAGACAAGAACAAAUUACUCAAAGAGGUUGGAGAUAAAACUAAGAAGAUAGGAGAACUAGAAAAGAAACUAAAAGAAACCGAUGAUAAGAACAAACGUACUGAGAAACAGCUUGUUACUCGGAAGGAACGCGUAGCAAAGUUAGAAAAAGAGCUGUCUGAGGAAAAGGAACAAACAGAAGCGCUAGCCAAUUCUCACAGACGACUAUCCGUUGAAUUUAUAGGCGAAAAAGAUGAAAUGCAAGCUAAACUUAUUAAAACUGAAAGUAAACUUAUCACACUACAAUCAGAAAUGAGAGAAAUGAAGACUGAUUACGAAAGUAAAAUUACAAGUCUGGAAUCGACUGUAGCCGCUAAAGAUAUUCAUAUAAAACAACUGGAAGAUGCGCUUCGAGAAACCUCUAACCAGAAAUAUGAUGAGGCCGUGUCCUCAGUUGAGAUGGCUCAAAUGAAGAAUAAAUUAGAAAGCACUAUCAAAGACCUGAAAGAAAAGGAAGAAGAAUUAAUGGAAGCCAAACGCGAGCUAAGUAGGACUGAAAGGGAACUUUCCAAUUUACAAACAGAAGUAUCUCAAAUCAAAUCUGAUCUAACGAGGUUAGAAAAUGAGAAGAAAGAUCUUGAGAACAAAUUACAAGCUGAAAAGAAAGAAUCGGGGUACUGGGAAAGCAAAGCUUCCGAGCUGGAAACAGAUUUACAGGCUGACAGAAAGAAAUUGGAGAGAAUGCGAGCUGCUCACGAUAAAGACAUCAAAAACAAGGAGGCUGAGUUAGCAACACUCAGAGGAAAGUUAAAGGUUCUCGAACAGAGCUCAGGCGCUGGAGCCAAGAGAAUCGCUGAUCUGAAGCAGGAGCAUGAAGAGGCUGUUAAAAAGUUAGAACAUUCGCUAGCAGUAGAAAAGGCAGAGUACGAUGAAUUAACCGCCAAGUAUGAAAUAUUAGAAGAAGAACAUGUAGUUACGAAAGCUAAGCUCACUGUCGAAAAGGAACAGGCUCAGGGUGAACUUCUGCACGUACAAAAACAGUUGAACACGACUUUAGACGAGUUGAAAACUCUUCAAGAUAACUAUGACACCCAAUCUUCUAUUUGGAUUAAAGAAAAAUCAGACCUACAGACUGAAAUAUCAUCUUUACAAGAAAGACUAUGUGGUGGUGGUUGGGAAGUAGAAAAAGCGAGAUUAACUGCUCGAUUAGAUAAAUGCGAAAAAGACCUGCGAACGGCACAGGAACAACGUGACGUGAUUGAACAUCAUUGGGAACUUGCCAAAAAAGAACUUGAGGAAGCCAAGAACAAACUAGAAGAUUAUGAAAGGUUAUCAAAGAUACAAAGGAACUUGACGUCAGUAAAUGUAGAACUGGAACACGAGUUAGCUGAAUUAAACAAACGGCUCGAACAAGCUGAUAAAGCAAGAAAGGCUGAAGUCUCAGAAACAAAGAUGAGAUACGAAGGCCAAAUGAACUCUAUGCGUGAAGAGCUGAAAUCAUUGCACAAUCAGGUCUCAAGAUUUAAGAGAGAAAGAGAUAACUAUAGGCAAAUGCUAGAGGCCGCCCAAAAAUCGAUGGCUGAUCUCAGAAGUGGUGAAAAGAAUCCCAGAAGCAAAAGGACAUCAAUAUCCAGCACAGAUGAGGAGGAAUAUCGAAACAAAGUUGCCACAUUAGAGCAACAAGUUGCGUGUCUUGAAGACGAGUUAUGCGAAGCACGUAUGUUGUCUUCGAAAUUGAAUACAGAACUCGUUAGCGAAAAAUCCGCAGCAGAAAUCCGCCUUGCUGAAAUGCAAUCUAGGCUCAACGAGUACGAAGAAGAAAGAAUGCUGUCUUCAGGCCGCGCAAGAGUGGCAGGUUUAGCAACGCGCAUGGAACUAGCGUGGCACAAAGAACGUGAUGAACAACAGCGGUUGCUCCAAGAGACGUCUACACUUGCUAGAGACUUGCGACAGACGCUUUUUGAGGUGGAACGUGAACGAGACAAAGAGAGGUUAGACAUGAAAAGACGAAUGGAUCAGUUGAAGAAAACUACGGAGGAAGAAACUGAAGAGGCCAAAAAGAAGAUUACAGAGCUGCAGUGUGAUCUUCUUGAAUUACGCGAUGCUCACGCUAAGUUAAGAACUGCAAAUGAAAAGUUACGGCGAGAUAAAGAUCGACAUGAUCGUGACCGUGACCAAAACAAAUUACUCGUCGGUUCCCUCAAGAGAGCACAACAGGAGGAUGACCGGAUAAUAACUCAGCUACUGGAAACAAUUGAAGACCUGAUGAAGCAGAGUCCAGAACUGUUCCGAAAUGAGCCACCAGUUAAACCUGAGAAGAGUUUAAUGACUCCCACGCCUCCGAGAAGAAAUAGGUCGUCCAAAUCCCGGUCCCGGUCAGCAACUCCAGACAGCGCAGAAGCCGCGCAAAUGGAAGCUGCCAACACCGCGGCGCGACUCCGGAGGCUGACUGAUGAACUCCGAGCAUCGCGUAUUGCAGAACGACAGCGCAGGCAACAAGCAACCGCUAGACGGGCUAUGUCAACCGAACCACGCGACACUUCAUUAUCGGUGGCACCUAUAAGUCGUACACCUACUCGCACGCCGUCUCUUAAGAAACGCUCAAUCUCGCUUGAGCAGACUACUAAAGAACAGAGCCAAAUUUGGAAGUCGGUAGACGAAAGCAGUGUAUCAUCAAUGCAAUCCUUGGACGGCGAUACAGACAUUCGUCAUUUUACCAUGCAACGUGACACGAGUCUGGACAGCCGAUUGUCGGGCGGUUCAGCGCAGAGCGACGUAUUGCCAACAGACAAAAAGAAAAAGAAGAGUUUGUUUGGCAAACUGAAGAAGCUUACCAAGUCACGUUCUAUCGAUGACCAAGUUGACCCGGAAAUUGUUGAAUUUAGACCAAUUGGUACUGUUUCUCAGGGGUCGGAUUCUGAUAUGAGCGCGGCAGGCAGUAAGCGUGAUUUACGAGGUCGGCUAUCGGAUAUGUUUAGCAGAAAAGGACAGAUGUCCCGAGGAAAUAGCAAAGAAAAAAGCCCAGAGCGACCCGCUAGUGCGGCGGGAAACGUUUCAAGUAGCGCAACUAAACAAAUUUCAAGGAAUGCAAGCUCUUCGACAUUACUUCGCCCAUCGCCUGCUAAAACGAAUGAAGUUCUCAAAAACUCAAGAGCUUCAAGCGCCACCCCGAUAAUGAGAAAAGGGAAAUAAUUGAUACUAUUCGUGUUUCACUUCUUUAUAGUGUAUUUAUCCAUUCUCCUAUGAUUUCCACAUAGCAUGUAAUAUCACAAUACAUAUCAAUAAUUCGUCUGUAUAACUAUCGUAGACACGCAUCAAAAUAGAGUUACAAAGUAUGAACAGUCAG